AUGGCCACCCAGCCGUACCCUUCGCAGUACGGUGUGGCGCCCAGCUCGUCGCGCAAUGUCUACCGGAUCAACACUGCAGCCCCCGGCAUGCCUGGACCGCACUCCGCAGGCGCCUACUACCCCCCACCACAACAUCACCCCCACCCGCAUGCUAUGCAGCACCCGCACCACCACCAGCAGAUGUAUUUGGGGCAACCGGACAUGUCAGCGUUUGGCCUCGUCACGCCGCCGACCACUACAUCUGCCCAGUUUGGGUCACCUCUGAUUGCUGGUGGGGGAUACCCGGGGAUGGCUGGGACACCGACACCCCAGUGGUCGAUGAACGUCAACGCGCUGGCUCUCUCACCUGCGAUCGGCAAUGAUGGCACUAUGCCAUCUUUCUAUGCCCCCUCCCCGUUGCUUGGUGGCGACCCGUCUGGGGACGUUUUCAGCACCGGACCAAUGUCGGCGCGGGAUGACAUGACUGAAGGCCUCGGAUUUCACGGCGGACCUCAGAUGGGUCACCACCACCACGCCCACCACAUGUACGGAGUGGUUCCCGGCCAGCUUGGUGCUAAGCCGGGCCAUCAUCUUAUGCUCGAUGCCGCUGGUAAUCCGGCACCUGAGAUCAAGAAGCGCUCGCGCACUGCGCAGGCUUGUGAGCGCUGCCGCAUCCGCAAGGCAAGGCCCGCGAACAGUGGCAUGGGGACAAAUACUGGCUCAACCUCAACUACCCCCACCUUGGGAUCAACGUCGACCACAACUGUCUCGAAGCCCGGUCCUGCGCCAGGCAAGCCUAGCCGCCGCCACAGCCUUCCGGAACAGCCGGGGGCUGCACCGAGCUUCGCCACAGGUCCCCCACCAGGGCCGCAGAAGGGCUACAGCUCCACCGACGUCCACCAGGUCGGCACUGGCGAGAGCACGCCAGUCGCCUACUCAGUCCCCUCAUCGACGGUCAUCCCGCACCUUCCCACCCCUGUCGGCGCCGAGUAUCUUGCGGUUCCGGGGCAGUCUGGUCAGCCAAGUGCGGCUUCGGGUACCGGCUCGCGCCCACCGUCCGACCCCACCUACUACCACAACACGACUGAGCUCCGUUCCCCCGUCUUCGCAUUUACACCUGAUUCAGCCGAGCCAGCGACGUCUGUCUCUGCCGAAUACCCAUACACUCCCAUAUCGCCCGCCACGACCUUCUCGCCCCAGCUCGGCAUGACUCCCGCCGUCCCAGGCCAGUACGCUCCUCGCCAACCCCCAGCGCAAGACCAGACCCUCAACGACUCGAACGUGUGGUACUCGGCCACUUCGACGAACUAG
Molecule: messenger RNA, 1290 nt
Organism: Cutaneotrichosporon oleaginosum
Lineage: Eukaryota; Fungi; Basidiomycota; Tremellomycetes; Trichosporonales; Trichosporonaceae
Source: RefSeq, a predicted model, not a curated record